This is a messenger RNA of Papaver somniferum (opium poppy), 984 nucleotides long. RefSeq lists its product as uncharacterized. Gene Ontology annotation, molecular function: nucleic acid binding; zinc ion binding. The transcript has a single exon. NCBI's taxonomy places the organism in Eukaryota, Viridiplantae, Streptophyta, Magnoliopsida, Ranunculales, Papaveraceae. The coding region runs from base 1 to 984 and encodes 327 amino acids. The record is from RefSeq and is a predicted model, not a curated record.
AUGGAGCUGAAAUUCCAACAGAAACCACCAGUGUUUGAAGGUUCAACUGACCCCCUCGUAGUUGACAAGUGGAAGGAAGAUAUAGAUAAGAUCUUUGUGGCUAUGAGGUGUACACAAGUGCAGAGGCAACAACUAGCUGUUUUUCAAUUAUCUGGUGAAGCAAGGAAGUGGUGGAACAAUGCAUCAAUAGGCUUGAAUCUGGAUACUCUGACAUACAUUCAAUUUUGUGAACGCCUCGAUGCGAGGUAUUUUCCAGCGACUGUCAGAGAUAAAAAGAUUAAUGAGUUUGCUGAAGUGGCACAGAGUAGAGGUGAAUUAGUGGAUGAUUACCUUGAUUGGUACAUUAGGUUAUCUCGGUUUGUUAUGUUUAUGAUACCGGAUGAAGAAAAAUAUGCUAGGAAAUUUGAAUGGGGUCUUGGCGACCAUAUUCGUAGCAAAGUUGUUAGUCAUUGUUUUCCAACAUUCCAGCAAGUUGUUGAGAGUGCUAGAGCUACUGAAGCUGAUUGGUUAAGGCAUAAGAAGAACAAGGAGGAUAUGCAAAAGGCAACAAGUAAUGGUAAGCAGAAGAGUAGUUACCAACAUCAAGGUGACCGAAACAAUUCAAAUGGUUGGAAAAAGCAAAGGACCGACAACUACAAGGACCAGGAUAAGAAAGCAGGGGAUGCAAAACCAUUUCCUUUUCGUUGUUAUAUUUGUAAGGAACCUGGACACAAGAAGGAGAACUGUCCUAAGCCGAUUCAACAACCAUUUAGAAUGUCAGGUGACAAUGGGAAAAACAAGAACAAUCCUACACAAGGCAGAUUCCAUGCACUAGUUCCUCGUCAGGAUCAAGUAGCUGACGGAGUGGUGGAAGGUAUGUUUCUCAUCCACAAUAAGCUUGGAAAAGUUUUAUUUGAUUCUGGCGCGACUCAUUCAUUUGUUGCUAAUGCUUUUGUGUGUGAUUGUCUAUUGAACCUGUGCUUUGCGAGAAAAAUUUAUCUAUGA